This is a messenger RNA of Effrenium voratum, 408 nucleotides long. The record is from the annotation of a GenBank genome assembly. NCBI's taxonomy places the organism in Eukaryota, Dinophyceae, Suessiales, Symbiodiniaceae.
AUGCCGCGGCGGACCUGGGCUUUCAGCCUGGGGCUGUGCUCGUGGCUCUGCUUUGUAGGGCCAUCCCCACGGCGGCCGGAAGCGCCUCGGCCGGGCGCGCGGCGUGCGCCGGCGACUUCGCCGGACGCACGGCUCGCGCGGGGUGCGCGGAGCGCCUUCGGGCGCGGGAGCGCAACGCAGCAUGGGCACCAGCUGUGGUGGCGCCUGCAGUCCUGGUGGCCCUGGAAGAAGCCGCAUUACAAUGAGCCGGCAUUCGUGCAUGCGAUCCUGAUCAAGCUGCAGCUGCUGUGGAAGGCCACAGGCCUGGGUCCGUGGCUUGGCCUCAUUUGGUCGGCGCUCUCGCCCUACCCGCCCUUCUCCUGGAUGCAGUGGGCGGUCUUCAAGGCGCGAGCCGAGCUGCGGCCCUAA